Messenger RNA from Rangifer tarandus platyrhynchus (Svalbard reindeer), 1380 nucleotides. The record is from the annotation of a GenBank genome assembly. NCBI's taxonomy places the organism in Eukaryota, Metazoa, Chordata, Mammalia, Artiodactyla, Cervidae.
AUGUCCAAAGAAGGGGCUGGCAGUUUGAAGACCGAGGAUGAUAAAUGUUCCGUUAUUACUGUGGACUCAGGCAGUGAUGAAGAUCUUGACUGCUUUAUAACUGGAGUGAACAUGAAGAAGGAGAACGUCAGCUGCAUUGUGAUUGACUCAGGCUCUGAUGAUGACUACCUCCCUGAGAAAAAGAGACUUAAGAUACAUGACAAAAAUGAGAGUAAGAAACUUUCUGGCACUAGUAAGCAGUUGACCAAUGAGUCUCCAAUAUGUAUCCUUGAUGAUGAAGAUGAUGAUUUGGAGAACCCUGUGGUGAUAAAAGAUGGUUCGUGUGAUCAGGACAAAAUUGUCAAAAAAAAGGAAAAGGAGGAUGAGUUUACUGUUACCCAGCACAAGUUAUCUUCUGUAGCUGGUAAGCAGAAUCUUCUGAAGAAUCACCACCAGCUGCCAAAUGAUCGUAAAGCUAAACCAGAGAUUUUAGAUAGAAAGUUGUCAACUAAUGGAAAGCCUAUGCCUGUCGUGGAACAACCAAGGAAAAGGAAAUAUAAAACCAAAAACAUAACUGUGCCACCUGCUGUUAAAGAACGAAAGAAGCGUAAGCCUUCAAAGAAGAAACCCGAGACAGUGAAAUUUGAAAAAUCCAAGCGUGGGAAUUCUCAGUGCAAAAUACCUGGAUGUUUCUUUCAUGACCUUGAAAACUUAAAGCGGUAUUCUGGAAAGAAUUACAAACAAAAUAAGGAUGAACUGAUUCAGAAAAUCUACAGUCUGCUUAACAGCUCUGUCUUUGAUCAAAAGAUGCCGGAGAAAAUUGACAUUGGCUGGAGCAAAAAGAUGCUGAGAUGUGCUGGCUUAUGCACCACUGGCAAGCUUCGAUACCCUAAGAGACAGCGUUAUGCUAAGAUUCGGAUUUCUCUGAAAGUCUGCGACUCUGCAGACCGACUCCGAGACACUUUGAUCCAUGAGGUAUGCCAUGCAGCCUGCUGGCUGCUCGAUGGCGUCUGUGAUUCUCAUGGUGACAUGUGGAAGUAUUAUGCCCGAAAAUUGAAUAUGGUGCACCCGGAGUUGCCCAAGGUCACCCGUUGCCAUAACUACAAGAUUAACUACAAGAUUUAUUACGAGUGUACUCAGUGCAAAUCCAGGGUUGGGCGCUACAGCAGAUCAUUGGAUACCACCCGCUUCAUGUGUGCCAAGUGCACAGGCUCUCUGGUCUUGUUGCCACUAACUCGGAAGGAUGGAACCCCCAUUCAGCCCCACGUGAGGCCAUUUGCCAAAUAUGUACAGGAGAAUUACAGAAAAGUUAAGAAGGAGACAGAAGGGAUAAGUCAUGGGGAUGUGAUGAGAAAGCUUAGCAAGGAUUUUAUUGCCAAAAAACAAAGUCAGGGUCUUUGA